AUGUCGUCGUCUUACGCUAUGAAGUCAAUGGGACCUAAAGCCUUCAAUCAUUCCUCUUCCAAUGAUGCUGAAGCCGAAUAUGACCGACUACGCGACCUCGCUCACAAAGAAGCUGCCAAACGCUCCCAAUGUUUCGACCAGGCGCAUCAAGCCUACACAUCCGGCGACGGAGCCAGAGCUCAUGACCUCAGUGCCGAAGGGAAGAAACACGCGGCGCAAAUGGACGCAUACAAUAGACAAGCAUCAGACUACAUAUUCCGAGAGAACAAUGCCCCUGGCAGAGUCGGAGACGAUGAAAUCGAUUUACACGGACAGUAUGUUGAGGAAGCGGAACGCAUUGUGGAAGAGAGAAUCAAAUAUGCGCGCCAACAGGGUCAAUCGCAUUUACAUGUUAUUGUAGGAAAGGGCAAUCAUAGUAAAGAUCAUGUGCAGAAGAUCAAGCCCAAGGUUGAGGAAGUCUGUAGGGAGUUGGGUUUGCAGUAUGCGACGGAAGAAAAUGCGGGGAGGAUGUAUAUCAAUUUGCAAGGGGGCGCAGCUGUUAUGCCACCGAGUGGAGGAAGCCAUGGGGAAAGUCAUGGGGGUCAGCAUCAUGGUGGUCAGCAACAGGGUGGAUAUCAACAACCAUCUUAUCAACAGCCUCAGCAAGGAUAUCAGCAACCUCAACAGAGUGUAUAUCAACAAGGCGGUCAACAGCAAGAACAACAACAACAACAGGACAACAACAACGACGAAUUGGAGAAAUUGGCGAGGAAAUUUCUUCCAAGAAUAUUACAGAAAGCGGAGAAAGCUUGCUGCGCUAUCAUGUGA
This is a messenger RNA of Sclerotinia sclerotiorum 1980 UF-70, 807 nucleotides long. RefSeq lists its product as hypothetical. NCBI's taxonomy places the organism in Eukaryota, Fungi, Ascomycota, Leotiomycetes, Helotiales, Sclerotiniaceae. The record is from RefSeq and is a predicted model, not a curated record. Bases 1 to 807 code for a protein of 268 amino acids. The transcript is spliced from 2 exons.